CUUAAAGCUAACAUAAUUUGAGUUUUAAAACUGAUGAAAUAUUUCAUGUUUUCCUUUCCUAAAAUAUAAUCAUGUUUACUGAGUAAAUAAGAUGUUAAUUUCCUGAUUAGGUCCUAACUUCUUUCUACGAAUGUUGAUAUCGAUGCUUAUGUUUUUCAUACUUCUCGAUGACAUUGUCGCACCCAUUUUCACCUCUAAGAAAAAAUACGAAGCUGAAUCUUCACAUUUUAACAAUUCAGUUUUCAAGAAGAGUAACUUAGACGAGUCAUUACGUUCAUUGUUCGGUUUCAAUUUGUCAAACUUCCUCACAUCGACCAACGAAUCAUUGCCUGAUCUUCAGAUGAGGACGAACAAUAGUGAUGCUAUUGCUAAAUACUUUCAUCACGCCCAAGUUCCAGAACUUAAACAGCCAGAACGACGGGCAACUAACAUCGAUAUUCAAGUCAGGAAGCCGAAAUUUGAUUUCGGUAUCGACAAAUUGCUUCAGUAUUUACAAAAGGAAUUUACUGCCCAGAAAGAAAAUACAGUUCCUGAAAAUAAGGAGCUGAAAAAAAAUACCUCAUGUUGCGAAAGCAAGAAACAAGGGAAGCCAUUGCAUGUACGACCAGCAUAUCCUUGUGAUGACUGGGAUAAGAAGACCCAUACUUGCUGGUUAAACAGGCAAAUCGGAGUUACUGUUACAUUCAGUCUUAUGUUGGAGAACGAAGUAGCCUAUGAUCCCAAAAUAGUCUGGAAGCAGGAAUUAUAUACAUGGAAAUCUGGUACAAUGAAAGAAAUAAUUAUAGAUCCAGAAAAUUCAUUGUGGAACAUGGUGAUAGGAAGCGAAGGUCGGGAGCUUCGAAUCAGCCCUGUGACAGAAAUAGAUUUUGAUUUGAACCGGUUUUCUGCUACUGUCUUCAGAGCAAAUCCCACAACAGAACAUCCCAUGAAAAGCUUGGGCAAAAUUUACUUCAGAAUCCGCACUAUACCUAUAGAUAUGGGCUUCGUUUAUCCAGGAGAAACUCUGACCAUAAACAUACACAGUACUGGUAGCUUUCCCAUCGAAUCAGUAAUUUACAAGUGGCAUCUUGAGAGUUAUGGUGAAGAUGCAACUUUGCCUAGUAAUAUGAGGUGCAGCACCUCUUGCAGCUCAAUUACUAUAAUGGAACUGCGAAAAGAACAAGAAGGUAUUUUGGGUUGUUCCGUCUACAGUAAUUUGGGAAUUUUCAUUAGCAAGAAAAGAUUCCUUAUACAUGAAAUCAGCAAGAAUAGUGAUGUACUGAUGGCAACAUCAAAUAGAAGCCAUCAGUUUCAGAACAAAAUUAAACAGUAUCAUCAAAACAUGCUAAACCGAAAAAAGAGGCAAACUGGUACAGAAGAUAUUUUUCAAGGAAUGGUAGCAGAAACAGGACAGAAAGGAUUUCCAAAUUCUGAAACAUACACAAAUCCGCAGAACAUUUAUAAUGAAGAAAAUGCUAAUAUUGAGCACAGAACAGAACUCCUAUUGGCGUCAGAGCUUCAACCUUAUAUUACUGCUAACCCUUCUAUGGAGGAACUUUCAAAUGCAGAUAUUUCUGUGCAAAACAAAAAAGAGCAAGAAGAUUGGUACAGUCCUGAAAAUGGGCAGAACUCUCGCAUGCUGAGUAAUAUAAAUGAAGAAAAUAUAGAGAAUGUGCUUGUUGAAAACAAUGAACAAUCUGAAGAUAAAACGAUGCACGGUCAGUCAUACAAAACUCCUGCCACUUUAAACAGCAUUUAUGAAAAUGCUGCAGAUGAAAAUAUUCAGCAAAAUAACCAGCAAGAUUUAGAAGCAGGCAAUAACCAGAUUAAUAGAAUUCCACAGAAACUGCCACUAUAUAAUGAUUAUAGCAACUUAAACAUACAAAUACCAUCAAAAUAUACGUAUUAUAAACCUAAAAAAUUAUCAGAUUAUCGUUUUCCAAAUAAUGAAGAUACGGAUAUGCAAGAAGGUGAUCAGAAAAUCUCAUUCGAUCAAGGCCAAGAUGACAGAAAUUUGAUGUCUAAUAACGGAGCAAGGAAAGAACCUGGCUAUCGCUUUCCAAAUAAUGAAGAUGUAAAUAUUCAGGCAGAUGUUGAGCAGAAACUGCUACCAUAUAAUGAUUAUAGCAACUUAAAUAUACAAAUGCCGUCAAACUAUAUGUAUGACAAGUCUAAAAAAAUAUCAGAUUAUCGUUUUCCAAACAAUGAAGAUAGGGAUAUUCAAGAAGGUAAUCAGAAAAUCUCAUUCGAUCAACACCAAAAUGGUAGAAAUUUGAUGAGUAACGGAGCAAGAAAAGAAUCUGGCUAUCGCUUUCCAAACAGUGAAGAUGUAAAUAUUGAGGCAGAUGUUGAACAAAAGAGUGCAUACAGUCAAAGCCACACUGAGAGAGAUUCGGUGAAUAAGCCAAAAAACGUACCAAGCUACAGUUUUCCAAAUAGCGAAGAUUUUAAAGUGGAGGAAAAAGGUAAUCAUGAGUAUAGUUUUAGGCAGGGUUUACCUGAACAAGAUUUCCUGCUUAAGUAUGAACCAAGACAGCUAACGAAUAAUCAUAUUACUGAUAAUGAUGGAAUGAUCUCUCAAGUUGAAGCUGGUCAAAAGACUAUAUUGAGACAAAAUCAAAAUGAGGAAAUUUUUGAAGAUAUGGAUGAGCCAAACAAAAUGCAAUCUCUCUCCAAGGAAAUUAUAAAAGAAAAAUACCGUGCGGAAGAGAAAGUAUCCCAAAUCAUAGCCUCAUGUCACAGAAAUACACAGUGUAGUAAUUACGCCAUUUGCGUACGGAAACCUCAUAGACUUGGACAUUGCAAAUGUGCUCCAAAUUACCAUGGUAAUGGGAUUUUUUGUUGGGAAGACAUUGAAAUCAAGAAUUUACAAUUGUUCACUGCAGAAAAAUAAAUUAAAGACUGCAAACGUGUUUAGACCAUGCGUCCAGAAGCUACUAAAGAAUGUAUUGUUAAGCAGAUCAAAUAUACUUCAUAUAUAAAGUUUACGAUGCUACAUAGAUGCUUCAUACCAUGUAACGAUGCUUCAUAUAUAAAGUUUACGAUGCAUUUAGAUUGCAUUUAUGUUUUCUUUCUAUUCUUACAUCUAAUUUUCAAUUAUAUUUUUGUAGGGGGCG
This is a messenger RNA of Stegodyphus dumicola, 3095 nucleotides long. RefSeq lists its product as uncharacterized. Lineage: Eukaryota; Metazoa; Arthropoda; Arachnida; Araneae; Eresidae. The record is from RefSeq and is a predicted model, not a curated record.